CGGGCCGGCCGGCUGAGCGGCACCAGUCGACUCGCUGUAGCCGAGAGUGGCGCCUGUGUUCCCCGCUGCUGCCGCCGCCGCCAUGACCGUCGAAGACAAAUCGGACAGCUGUUCGGAGGCCUCCGGGUCGGAGCUGGAGUCGCCGCCGCCGGCGCCGGCCCCCGCCCGGCCGACCCUCUCGUUCAGCGUCGAGUCGCUGCUGAGUCGCGAGCCGCGCCCGACUCGAGUCAGCGUCAGCAGCCCGGCGUCGAGCCCGGCCGGCUCUCCGGAGCCGGGCCGUCAGUUCGGCAGCGGCGCCGUCAGCCCUGCCGUGUCAGCCGCAGCCGCCGCCGCCGCUACGGCAGCAGCCGUGUCCGCCGCCUCUGCGCCGCUGCGGCCCGAGCUGCUGUCCCCGUACAGGAUCCACCCGUCGAUCGCACAGCAGCGCUUCUGGCCCACCGGCCUGCCGCUCAGCCUGCACUCGCCCAAACAGAAGUCAGAUAACGACGACAGUCCCAAGCUGCUGCUGCCGCUGUCGGUGCACCUGCGGAAGCACAAGCCGAACCGCAAGCCGCGCACGCCCUUCACCAACCAGCAGCUGCUCUCGCUGGAGAACAAGUUCAAGCAGAAGCAGUACCUCUCCAUCGCCGAGCGGGCCGAGUUCUCCAACGAGCUCAGUCUCACCGAGACCCAGGUGAAAAUCUGGUUCCAGAACCGGCGCGCCAAGUCGAAGCGUCUCCAAGAGGCCGAGGUGGAGAAGCUGCGGAUGGCCGCCAACCCGAUGCUGCCCGGCUUCCACAUGUUCCCUGGGGCGGCCGUGCCUCUGGUGCCGUCCCUGGCCGGCCUGCCGCUGCCCGGCCAGGUGCCCCGCUCGCUGCACAUGCCGCUGCCGACAUCCCAGUCCCUGUUACUGGCCAGCCGGGCGCCCUGAGGGACCGGCCAGGGCGGCCAACGGGGACGGGCUGGGACAGGGUGGGUGCGUGUGAGUGAGAUGGAUGAUUGUCCUGCCUGGUGCCACUGGGGAUCAGACGCUGUGGCUCCUGCCAUCAGGCGGUCUGAGAUCCUCAGUGCCAGGCUCGUUUGAAGUAAAGCUUUAUUUCGGGAGGGCUCGGCCGGGCGGCCGCACUAGUCUCCUCCUCCGCUCCUUUCUCGUUGCUUGCGGCCAGGGGCGACCGCGGCACCAGUUUCUAUGACAAAUGUGUCGUCGCCGCUGGCGAUAGAAACGCAAUGCUCUCGCGACUGUGGGCGUUCUCGUUCAGUCCGCGAGAAGCGGCGGGCUCUCCGAUGAGAGGAGUUCUCUCUUCGAUCAGGGGUUACCAUGUGGACCCGAUAUCUGUGAUACGUUAGUGUGUAGUCACCGCCGAGCGAAUCGAUCCUGUGUGCGAAGUGUCGCUUGCCUGUGUCUAUCCAAUGUUCC
Molecule: messenger RNA, 1396 nt
Organism: Amphibalanus amphitrite
Lineage: Eukaryota; Metazoa; Arthropoda; Thecostraca; Balanomorpha; Balanidae
Product: homeobox protein vab-15-like
Exons: 2
Coding region: 83-910 (275 amino acids)
Biological process (GO): embryonic morphogenesis; regulation of transcription by RNA polymerase II
Cellular component (GO): nucleus
Molecular function (GO): RNA polymerase II transcription regulatory region sequence-specific DNA binding; DNA-binding transcription factor activity, RNA polymerase II-specific
Source: RefSeq, a predicted model, not a curated record